AUGUCUAAAUACGUAGUAACACUGUUUACACCUAUUGCCAUUGGUGUUGGUAUCACAUGGUUGUUGAUGAGAGAUGAGAACAAGGAUAUAAGUGACUUUAAGAAGGAACAGGGAUCAACUUAUCGCAAGUUCCACGAGAACAAUGAACAGAUAUUCAAGUAUAUUCAAGAAUCAACAAAGAGCGACAAGAUUGUACACUUUGCAAAGGAUGACGAGAUUGCUAAACAGGUGCCUGUGAAGCCUGUAACUGCUCAGACUUCAAAGCCACCAGCAACAGCACCAACAACGACUAAACCUCAAGAUAAGAAGCAAUAA
Molecule: messenger RNA, 315 nt
Organism: Acytostelium subglobosum LB1
Lineage: Eukaryota; Evosea; Eumycetozoa; Acytosteliales; Acytosteliaceae
Exons: 2
Coding region: 1-315 (104 amino acids)
Source: RefSeq, a predicted model, not a curated record